GUGUUCCUGCAGCUUCAGGGUUGAAAUAAUCACUGUGUUUCCUGAAGAGUGGUUCUUAACAUGGUAUAUGACAAUAAACGUGAUCCACGACCAAAUGCACGACAUGCAUACCAGCAAGUGACUGGUGCAUGACGAUGCAAAGCUGUGGGCGGUUUCAGACAGGAUACCUGCGCAUCGGAUUUUGUUAAAAAAAAAAAAAAAAUAAUAUAUACUUUAGAUACAGUUCUACAUUAUGACCAAAGCAUUACAAACACAGUGUCUGGCAUUUGUAAUGCUGCGCCAGGUUUAAUAAGUGACCAGAGUGAGCCACGUGGCUAACGCCGAAUUAAUUGCCAUGGCAACGAAAGAAGGUGACGUUCCUCGGCGGGCGACGGUUUGAAUUUGAAUCUGUCGUUGAGGUGCGCGAGGUAACGGGAGUCCUGUACUGUUUUCGUGUUUCAAACCCAACCACAGAGCUUGUGUUUUAUAUCGUUUACUGUCAGUACCUCAUUUAAUUUGUAUCGUUAUUAUGGAAUAUACAAUUUCGGGUCAGUUUUUUUUUAUUUUUUUUUUUACUGUAAAUAAUAGUAAUGAUUCACUUUGUGGAAAGCCGAGGGCCCGCUAUCGAGGUCUCGGGUCUGGAAUGGUUUGAAGUUACCGUUGAACCAGGGGCAGGUAAGAAACAUGUGGGACACAAAAUAUAUAUAGUUUUUGCUCAAAAGAGCCAACUUCCCAACGCUUCGUAUUUAUACACCGUAUUUAUACAUAUUUGUGUUUGUAUUUGUGGUUUAGGAACCUGGUUUCAGGAGACUAUAGGUUUCAGGCCGCUACAGGACACACCAGUGGAGACUGUACCUGAAAAAGUGGCUUUAUGUGUUCCUUCAGCGUAAUGUUUUUACAAUAACAAAUACCGGUAAAUAAAUAAAUACAUAAAUAGAAGGGUUACAUUUUUUCAAACAAUGUUCACAAAGUAUGGCGAAUCUAGACGGUUUAGAAUUUGUGGCUAGUUUUAAGUUGACCCAUUCACACGGUGAACAUUGCUUAAUUGCCAGAAGAAAAAAAAAAUAAAAUAAAAAGUUGCCUGUACAAUUUUUCUAGUGAACAAUAUCAAUGUUUUAGAACAGUCACUUCUGAACAAUAUUCAUAUUUUACAACAGUCACUUCUGAACAAUAUUCAUAUUUUACAACAGUCACUUCUGAACAAUAUUCAUAUUUUAGAACAGUCACUUCUGAACAAUAUUCAUAUUUUACAACAGUCACUUCUGAACAAUAUUCAUAUUUUACAACAGUCACUUCUGAACAAUAUUCAUAUUUUACAACAGUCACUUCUGAACAAUAUUCAUAUUUUAGAACAGUCACUUCUGAACAAUAUUCAUAUUUUACAACAGUCACUUCUGAACAAUAUUCAUAUUUUACAACAGUCACUUCUGAACAAUAUUCAUAUUUUACAACAGUCACUUCUGAACAAUAUUCAUAUUUUAGAACAGUCACUUCUGAACAAUAUUCAUAUUUUAGAACAGUCACUUCUGAACAAUAUUCAUAUUUUAGAAGUCACUUCUGAACACAUUUUACACAGUUGUCUGAAACGUCGUGUAUAUAUACUUCCUUUCAAAAAACACUCUUUGCUGGUUUGUAAAGAUAUCAUCAGAAAUGUGCAAACCCGUUUUGACACUGCAAACCGAUGAAACCAACAUGUUUGACAUGAAACCGUUUUUUUUAUUUUUGACUGUGCUUUUAUUAUAAAGAGGAAGUCUAUCCUCUGAGACAAUCGCAGAAGUUACCCCGCAGGGUCAAGUCACUUCUGAAGAAACAAAGCACUCUUUGAACACCGCUAUGCUGCGCUGGCUGUUCCAGCUGUGGACUCUGCAGAGCCUGUUCAUCCGGGCACCAGCUACUGAAGAGGUGGAGCCGGAGGUGCUGUAUUUUAACGGAUACACCAGUGAGGUGGUUUUAAACGCAACGGGUCACCCGGCUGCCGCGGCGGUGUCCUGGGAUUGGGGGUCCCAUGACGGAAGGGUCCGGAGCGUCACGCUGCUUGCGGCUGAGUUUUCCGGAGGCUCUGUUAGUUAUUUCAAUAGCUCGGGUUUCAACGCAGCCCUGGAGUUCGGAGACUGUUGCGCCCUGAAGAUAAAGAGACCCAGGUUCGACAGCGCCGGGUCUUUCACCCUGAGACAAAUCGCGCCAGGUCCUAAGAUUCUGGCUCGGUAUGAACUGGUUGGCUUGCAAGUUUCUACAUCAUCGGAAUAUUAUAGAAGGGAUUUUGAAGAUGUUACACUGAGGUGCUCAGCCUCUAAACUGUUACCGAACAGUUUCAGCCUCGCGUGGAAAACAGACGGAGUCUAUGAAGAGAAGAACUCAGUACUGCGGUUUGAUAACGCACUGUACUUCAUCAUGAGGCAGGACUGCAAACGUCUCUCAGCGCUUUGCCGCUGUGAACUGCAAUACAACGGGACUGUGCUGCAGAGUGAAUCAGUGCACCUUUAUUCUGAUUUCCAUAUGAGAGGCUACAGAAAUCGAUUACGAUCAAAGUUCUACAGAACAAGUUUGCCGGAAAGUCAAUUUGUGAUACCAAGAUUAAGCUACAGUUACUUUCAUUUCCUUUCACGCCGAUAUACAGUAUACUGGGUGCCACAAUCAUCACAUUAUGAACCAUCAACAAUAGCGCACGUAGAGGGAUAUGAAUUAAAUACAACAUCAGAGCACUUUGAAAACCGCACAUCCUUCUAUGUGGAAUCCAGUCACUAUGGAAUAUCCUGUAUACAGAUUUCACCGGUACUGUUUGAAGAUGCGGGAGAAUACACAACCGGAGGAGACCGUGAAGAUAAUUACAGAACGUUUGAGAUGGAUUACCGCUUAAUAACAAUUCAAGUCUCAGUGGCUGUUGAAGGCAGCAGCGUGUCUCUACACUGCACUGCCUCCAGCCUCCCUGCCUCGACCAGGCUGCUCUGGAUUGACUGGGAGGGCAGGGAGGCUGUGUCGGGGCAGGAGGGAGGCAACAGGACCCUGACCCUGGAGGUACCUACAGAUGUACAGCGAGGAGAGUGGACCUGCGCCCUGCUAGAGGGAGGAUUUCCAAAAGCAGUCUACCCUUACCAGCUGCACACCAGCACAGUCACAGAGCUGUUGGACGGCUGUUUCACUGACUCUGUGCUGUUCUGUGUGCUGGUGGGAUAUCUGACUGUCAAAACUGCAGCCUGUGUGGCGCUUUGGUUCUGCUUCAAGAAACGUCUCGAUAUCGAGGUGGAGAAGGAAAUGAGACCCAAUAGGCUCAGCGCUGCCACGGCAAGGGAUAACAAUUCAACCAUGUUUUCAAUGCAAGUUUCUGGGGAGUGAAGAACUCGGCUCCAUAAUUGCUCGGUUUCUAUAUGCAGUUUAUGAAUGAAGAUUAGUAUAAAAUAAUCUGGAAUUUUGUAGUUUGUGCUUUUGUGGUUAAUAAAAAAAAUAAAAAGCUAUUUUAAAUGAA
Molecule: messenger RNA, 3442 nt
Organism: Acipenser ruthenus (sterlet)
Lineage: Eukaryota; Metazoa; Chordata; Actinopteri; Acipenseriformes; Acipenseridae
Exons: 7
Coding region: 1813-3312 (499 amino acids)
Source: RefSeq, a predicted model, not a curated record